UUCUCUAGAAUCAUACGAUUUGUAUAGAAAGCUGAUUCAUAUCCAGCUUCUUAUGCUUCUUCACUCGCUAUUAUUAUUAUUCCUCUUUCUUUCUGGAAUUUGGGGUUGAUUUUGGAUCAAAUAUUGGGGAUGGCAUCGGCGGCGUCAGGGAAGGUGGAGAAGGGGCACCAGCUCUACAGGGACGGCAAGUACAAGGAAGCUCUUCUCUUCUACACUGAGGCUCUCUCGGCGGCUAAGUCCAAGUCCCAGAAGAUCGCUCUUCACAGCAACCGCGCCGCCUGUUAUUUGAAAUUGCACGAUUUCAAACAGGCAGCAGAAGAAUGCACUUGGGUGCUGGAGCUUGAUCAGAAACACAGCGGUGCAUUGAUGCUCAGGGCCCAGACUUUAGUCACUCUUAAAGAUUACCAUUCCGCUCUCUUUGAUGUCACCAGGCUCUUGGACUUGAACCCUGAUUCUGAUGUUUACCAAAACCUCGAGGCUCGCUUGCGGACGCAGUUGUCCCUUGCUCCAAUUCCUGAAUCUGAAGCAGAGUUGGAAGAUGAAGAUGAAGAACAACAAGACACAGAUGAACAGUCAACUAGGAAAGAUGAGAGUAGGUUUGAGUCAUUAGUUUCCAUCACAAGAGAUGUAAGAAACAAGGGGGAAGAAGUCGUUGCACCUAAAACACCUGAGGUUAGAGAAGACAAGAGCAAGGAGGAUGGGUCAUUCUCCAAUGCAUGGCAAGCCAUCCCUAAGCCCAAGGGUCAUUCCACACUCGAUUAUGCCCGUUGGAAUACAGUUCAAAACGACGACUCCAGUGAAGAAGAUGACAGCGAUGAAGACAGUGACGAGGAGGAUCAGCCUCAGUACAGAUUCCGUGUUAGAACCGUCGGUGUGCGUCCUGUGAAGUGAUAAAAAAAAGGUGUAGAUUCAUAGGGACGUGUUGCACACUAAGAGCCGUGAAAAGAGAAAAACCAUAAGAGAGCAGCAGACUGUUCAUGUCCUGUGAAGUAGUGAUGUUAUACAUAUUCGUUCAGAAAACACAUGUAUAAGUCUAGAUGUGAUGUCACAGUUGUAUACAAUAGGACCAUUAUCAAAUGAAAUGGUGCCUUCAUCUCUUGAUCAUGGCAGUUUCAAUAUACAACAUUAUACACUUUCUGUACAA
Messenger RNA from Brassica napus (rape), 1144 nucleotides. Its product is annotated as protein unc-45 homolog A. The transcript is spliced from 3 exons. Gene Ontology annotation, molecular function: protein binding. The coding region runs from base 130 to 891 and encodes 253 amino acids. NCBI's taxonomy places the organism in Eukaryota, Viridiplantae, Streptophyta, Magnoliopsida, Brassicales, Brassicaceae. The record is from RefSeq and is a predicted model, not a curated record.